CGAAUCUUGCGAGCAGACCGGUUACAUGAACGUAGUGAUACCGCCCGAUAUCAUGGAUCUGGACUCGGCGGAUUCCCUGACCGCCAAGGAGAACGGCGAUCUGCAACUGCGAUGUCGAACGACCGGCGACCCUAAACCUAUAGUGUUCUGGCGGCGGGAGGACGGUCGGAACAUUACCCUGAGGAACGAGCAUCAAGGAAUUAGACGAACGCUAACAUACGAAGGCGAGCAGCUUCAUUUGAGGAGCAUUCAACGGCACGAGAUGGGAUCUUAUCUGUGUAUCGCGUCAAACGGAGUGCCACCGUCGGUCAGCAAGAGAUAUUACGUCAAUGUCCGUUUCAAACCGCUGAUUAAAGUCGCAAACCAGUUAGUGGCGGCGCCUGUCGACAGCGAUGUCCUUCUUCAGUGUUACGUGGAGUCCUCGCCGAAGGCUCUGAAUACGUGGUACAGAAAUAAUGGAGCCAAAUUAUUGAAGGACGAGAAACACAACAUAUCAGAAAUAACCACCAACGAUUAUUCAUAUCUGCUAAAUCUCACUGUCAAGCGACUAGAUCAAUAUGAUUUCGGCACUUAUACAUGCUCCGCUGAAAAUGCUUUUGGGAAAGCGGAAGCGUCUAUAAGACUGCAAGAGCUGCAGAUACCCAAACCAACGAUAACAUCCCCGCACAGUAUCGAAGUCAUCGAGAAGCACGUCCGGCGGAAGCAGGCGGAGAAGAAGAAGAAGUACCAGUCUGACCUGACCCCGAAGAACGUGGGCCAUACCACGCCGAUGUCUAGGAGAAACUCGUCGAGCUUCUCGUUGAAUAUCGCAAACAAGUCGAGAAAUUCCGUGUUUCCGGCACCAGCACCGGCAUUGGCACCGGCGCAUUCGGCACCGACGCAACUGGACGCUCAUAACAGCGUUAGGUCGUCACGCGAUUCGCGAUUAUGUCAUAUCGGCUUCGCUGUGAUCGUUAUGAUAAUUUUAAAUUGCGACUAAAAUAAAAAAAUAAAUCUAUUGCGACAACGAAAUCAUUAAGUUACAAUGAAAUCGACUGUUCAUUAUGAUUACGAUCACUAGAGGAUAUAUAGGAUAAAAUUACAUUGAAUUGACAGUGGAAUCACUUUUUGUUAAAUUUACAGAAUGUAUUACAGGAGAGAACGUGAGAGAAACGCGAGAUAUACAUUGAGAGCAUUGGUUUUAUUGUAAAUAAUAAAACAUUUUUAUGACAAUAAAUGUAGUUACGUAUAUAUAUACACUGCCGGCCAAAAGUUUGGAUACAGCAUUAAAAGGCUAGAUAUUAUAAAAAAAUUUACUUUUAUUGAUGUAAUUCGUAUUUAUAUUAGAGGUAAAUAAUUAUUUUAAUACGAUAACUAUAGGAAAUUUAUGUAAAACAAAAAUAACUUGAAUCUAACACACUUUUAACAAAAAACUGUUAAACUUUCUUUUCAUCAAAAAAUGCACCUUUGGUUUUGAUGACCAUUUUUAGAAGUCGUGGCAUUCUUUCUACUAAUUUAUCUUCGCAGAAGUAAAUAUUUAUAUCAUAUCACUCUUGUGAGCGCAGAAAUAAAUAUUUGCAUCAUAUCCACUCUUGUGAUAUUUCUGUGAAUUCUUUUAUUAGAGAUCGGUAAGAUUUAAAUAUUUAAUAUAAGUUAUGACUAAACUAAUUGAUUAAUAACAAAAAAGUUUCCUGGGGAGUAAGGGGAUCCUAUUAAAUACAAAUUAUAGGUGUAUAGGCAAGUGUAUCCAAACUUUUGGCCGGCAGUGUAUAUACAUAUAUAUAUAUACAAAAAAUAGAUUAUCACGCUGUUAAAAACACAUACUUAUAACUGCCAUCAUUAUUCAGAAUAUAGUUAAAAAAAUAUAGUAUUUGCUGAAAUUAAAUUUUCAUCGGGCGCGCGCGCUUUAGGUGAUAUUAACGUAAUACAUGUGGUUCGGUUUGGACGAAAGAACACCACUUCGUAUAUUUUUUAAUAAUAGACAUUAUAUUGAAAAAUUUGAAGAGUUAUUCUCUCUUUAAUUUAUUCGUGUAAUUAUCGCGCGGUUAAUCGAUAAGCGUAGAUAUACAUCGAUAGAAUAAAUAUAAAGAGGGGUCCAUACUGAAAACCGACUAAGUUGGGGAUUUGUUGGUCUCUAGAAACUGACUGAAAUAGAUUCGUUCUCUAGGAAUCAGCUGUAUUUAUCUUGAACGAGAAUUGUGGCAUUCGUGUAUAUAUG
Molecule: messenger RNA, 2197 nt
Organism: Formica exsecta
Lineage: Eukaryota; Metazoa; Arthropoda; Insecta; Hymenoptera; Formicidae
Gene: DIP-gamma
Product: lachesin
Exons: 5
Coding region: 26-979 (317 amino acids)
Cellular component (GO): neuron projection
Source: RefSeq, a predicted model, not a curated record